UUCUUACCCUUGGCCAAAAACAAUGCUGAUGUGACACAACUGAGUUGUUUUGACAUCAACCUAAAGUUUUCCAGAUAAAAGCUUUUGGAGUGGAUAACUUGUUUGGAAGAUACCCAGAGAAUUGAUUUUGUAUGGGACAAAACAAGAUGCAGCAGCUGAUAUGGAAGAUUCGAGCUUAAACCAAGCACAUUAUGAGACAAGAAAAGCAGAACAACUAAUUCGCCAAGGAAAGCUUGAUGCUGCAAUCGAAUGCCACGAAAAGGCUUCCACACUACUAACAUGUGCAAUGACUUUAAGUGAUUUAACUGCUGUUCAACAGUCACUGCUCUGUCAAAAAGAAUAUCAUAUUCGUCAAGUUUGGCUUUUACAAUCCAAAAUUGCCCAACUAGAAAAGUAUAAAAGGAAAAUGAAUAGCUCAGGUGGCAAAUUAGGGUCAGUUUCAUGCUCAGUGGAAAGUCAACAUGAAACACAUCAGCAGCUCAAAAUCACACAAAUGGAAAUAAUGAGAACUUUGUCAGAUGCUGAUGCAGCCUUGCACCUACAUGCCGAUACAUGCACAAGUAUGGACCCACACCUCAACCAGGUGAUUGAGUGCCUUCAAAAAAUGAGACAGCAGCUUGAGCAGCUGUUUCAGUUUAGCCGCGAAUCAGAUACAACCACAGACUUACAAUUAGAAACCAUCGAACCCAUCGAUGAGUUUGCACAAUCAUCUCAGUCGAUUUCGCCUGAAACGGAAAAAGGAUCGAGCGACUUGGAGACAGAACUGCCCACACUCGCACCCCUCGAGGUUCCCCAAUUCGAUUUUGCCAUGCUUUCCGAUAUAAAAUUUGACGAUGAUUGAAUAAAUAUGCCGUGGACGUUUUAAA
Daphnia pulicaria is the source of this 866-nucleotide messenger RNA. RefSeq names its product nuclear receptor-binding factor 2-like. Gene Ontology annotation, biological process: autophagy. Bases 161 to 841 code for a protein of 226 amino acids. The record is from RefSeq and is a predicted model, not a curated record. Lineage: Eukaryota; Metazoa; Arthropoda; Branchiopoda; Diplostraca; Daphniidae. The transcript is spliced from 4 exons.